Molecule: messenger RNA, 1551 nt
Organism: Auanema sp. JU1783
Lineage: Eukaryota; Metazoa; Nematoda; Chromadorea; Rhabditida; Rhabditidae
Source: the annotation of a GenBank genome assembly
AUGAAUACCAGAUCAGCUAUAUUAUGGCUAUCUCUAUGCCCUAUUGUAAUGUCAAUGGGCAUCAACAUGUUAGAUGUGAGCUCGAUGGAGCCUUUAACUGUUAAUUAUUGUAACAACAGUGAAUUGCUUGAACAAGCUGGUUUAAUCCGAUCUGGCAUGGGUCAGUUUCUUGGAUAUGAGUGCAGUCAAGACUUCUAUCACUGCCGGUGGCAGAGUGACGGUUUCCGAACUUAUAAGAAAGAAUGUAAAACAGGCCUUGUUUAUGAUGUGUUGGGAACCCAAAACUGUAAUUAUGAUUAUAAUGUGAAAACGUGUGGAAUGAGUGGAAGAGGUCCUCAGUCAUGUAAUGGAACGGAUUUCCAUUGCCCUCUGAGUGGAAAAUGUGUUCCUUUAUCGAAGCGUUGUGAUGGGCACUAUGAUUGUGAAAUGGAAGAGGACGAACAGAACUGUCCAUUAUGUACAGCAGGAGAAUUUGCUUGUAUAAUCUCAGAACAAUGCAUUCCACUCGAUCGUCGAUGUAAUGGAAUAUCCGAAUGUAAUGAUGGAACAGAUGAAUUAGAUUGUGAUGUUUGUGGUCAUGGACUAUUCCAUUGUCCCAAAAGUGGUGAAUGCAUUCAAAUUGACGAACGAUGCGAUGGUCGACGACACUGCCCGCAUGGCGAAGAUGAAAUGCUGUGCAAAAAACCCUCCACAGACACCAAAUUCACUUGCCAGUCUCGUGAUCAUCAAAUCGCGAUGAACCAAGUGUGCGAUGGAGUACCUCAAUGCCCUGAUGGCUCAGAUGAAGCUUACUGUGAAGUUCCCGCUUCACAAGGCUUAUCUGGGUCUUUCUCAUCAAUCCCAAGCUCUCCUUCUGUAGGUCCUCCAGCCCCUCAGCCUUCUUUUGUCAAGCCUGUUGUUCCUCUCAUCAACAAGAAUAUUAAAGAAGAUGAGGAUUAUGAAUAUGAUGAACACGAAGAGAGUCCAUCUUUCCCAAUGCUCCCUAUAAUGACUAUGCCUCCAGUACAAUCCACCCAACCCCCAGCCAGACCUAGUGUUAGAUCAAUGUCUCGAAUCGUCAACCCACAAGAAAAAGUGGAAAUCUCAGUUAUGCCAGAAAAGCAAAUACCUCGCCAUUUAAUUACUCAACCAGUUCAUAUUUCAGUUACAGCGCGUCCAUCUAUUCCUCCGUCAACAACCAGAAAAGUUAAGAACCAGUCGAAAAUGACGAGUCGGCCAUUCGAGCAGCCAAGUACUGCUCCGAGACUAUCUACAACAAGAAAAGCCGUUCAUCAACCGCAAGUAACAACUGCACAUUCAGUAAUGGUUAAAGUAACUUCCCCACCUGUGCCAGCGACAAUAUCACAACAAAACAUUUUACAAUCAAUAGGUUCUCAGCUCAAUAAUGGAAUGUCUCCCGAAUUAUUAGCCAAAAUUGAAAAACUUUUGGCAGAAGCCGAAAAUUCGGCGAAUAAAAGACGCAAGCCCGUAACAAAUGGACGAGAUGCUGGCUUGUCUCCGGCAGCUUUAAUGCGAACCUUUUCAUCCAGAGUUCAGAAGCAAAACAAUUAG